UAACUCUUUUUGGUAUGACAGUAUGUUAGCUGUCUGGUAUCAUAGUCCAGUUUUGUGAGCUUUUCAGUGGCGUACUUUCGUUAAUUUACUUCACCGUCGAUUGGAAACUACUCCACUUUCACAGUAUGUGUGGUAUUAGUUAGGUUAGCGUAUAUGUAAGGAUGUACAGUGUUAGUUUGAGUUGCUAACAAUAGCUGAAAGUAAAGCUAGCUCUCCAGAGCCUUUUCGGAAGAGUUGUAGUUAUCGUUAGCUGUGUAGUUCACUGACCCUCGGCUACAUGGCGACUUAGCAACGCUGCUUUACAUCUCCAAAUUCCGGGGAAGCGUCAUAACUUUACGGGAUUACUGUUUUUAGCAACCAUGUCUCAACUUGUUGACUCUGACGAUACCACUCCAUUGCUCGGGGAUGACGCAAGCAGCGAUGACUCUCAGGAUGAAGAUUACAAGAGUCGGUGGAGGUCUAUCCGAGUCAUGUACUUCACCAUGUUUCUCAGCAGUGUCGGUUUCACGAUUGUCAUCACAUCACUGUGGCCGUAUUUGCAAAAGAUUGAUGAUAGCGCCAAUGCCACUUUCCUGGGCUGGGUGGUGGCUUCCUACAGCGUCGGUCAGAUGGUGGCCUCACCCCUUUUUGGCCUUUGGUCCAACUAUCGGCCACGCAGGGAGCCACUGGUGUGCUCCAUCUUCAUCAACGUGUCAGCCAAUAUCUACUAUGCCUAUGCAUACCUGCCCCAAACCAAUAACAAGUUCCACAUACUCAUGUCCAGAGCCUUCGUGGGCUUUGGAGCAGGUAAUGUUGCUGUGGUGAGGUCCUAUGUUGCUGGAGCUACGUCACUGAAGGAGAGGACCAGUGCUAUGGCGAACAGCAGUGCCUGUCAGGCCCUGGGUUUCAUCCUGGGACCAGCUCUGCAGGCAUGCCUGUCAUUCAUUGGUGAGCGUGGUGUCACGGUUCAGAUCAUAGACCUGCAGCUCAACAUGUACACUGCUCCGGCUUUCCUGGCUGCAGCUUUUGGCAUCAUCAACAUCCUGCUGGUUCUUCUGGUGCUGAGAGAGCACCGAGUUGAUGACCACGGAAGACACAUUCGAGCCAUCAACUACACAUCAGAAGACAGAGUUGACGUUAGUGAAGAAACUGAGGAGACCAUCGAUCAGGUAGCAGUCCUGACUUCCAACGCCCUCUUCUUCAUCGUCAUGUUCAUCUUUGCAGUCUUUGAGACCAUUGCCACCCCUUUGUCCAUGGACAUGUUUGCCUGGACAAGGAAGGAAGCUGUGCUAUACAAUGGCAUCAUCAUCUGCUGCAUUGGAUUUGAAUCCAUACUGGUGUUUGUAGUUGUCAAAGUGGCCUCUCAAAGGGUCGGGGAUCGUCCUGUGUUGCUAGCAGGCUUGGCCAUUAUAUUCUGUGGCUUCUUUAUUCUGCUUCCAUGGGGAAAUCAUUACCCUAAAAUCCAGUGGGCAGACCUGAAAAACAACUCUUUGGUCAGUCAGAUUUCCAAAGCCACUAUAGCCUCCAACAGCUCCUCAGAGCCAACAGGCUGCCCGUAUGAACAGACCUGGUGCCAGUAUACCCCCGCCAUCCACCUGGCCCAGUACAUCUCAGCUGACAUCCUCAUCGGGGUGGGAUACCCAGCCUGCAACGUGAUGUCCUACACACUGUAUUCCAAAAUCCUCGGACCCAAACCUCAGGGUGUGUACAUGGGGUGGUUGACAGCCUCAGGGAGCGGGGCACGGACACUGGGCCCAGUCUUUGUCUCCCAGGUCUAUACCAUCCUGGGACCCCGCUGGGCCUUCAGUCUCAUCUGUGGUAUGGUGGUAGGCGCCAUCGUCCUCCUCAGCUCUCUUUACCACAGACUCAUCGCGUUUUCUGUACGCCACGGAAGGGCUGCAGAAUAACAAGUCAGGAUGCACACCGGGGACACUGGUGGCUGUUUUUAUUCUCAAAGACUUGAAGCCAGAACUGCUGUAAUGAGAGCUCUGUUGCUGUUACUUACUUUAUAAUGUAGGAACUGAUAAGCCUCCUAUGAGAGUUUGUGACUCAGGGAUGAUCUUUAAACUCUAAGGCGAAGAGAUAAGACCGGGGUUAUUUCUCAUGACUUGACAUAAGAUGGCUGCUUCGUGAGUUAACAGGGAGCUACCACUGCGGCAGCACUUUUACUCACGUGUGAAAGAAGCCACGUGACGCCUUUUUCAUAAUCUUGUAUGGCAUUGUCUUGUAUGAGGUGGGUCCUUGAUAUCAAACUGAUAAUAAUUUUAAAUUGAGUUACUAAAUGUUUGUUACUGAAAGCUCAAGUUUUAUGUAUUUGCAUUGUUGGUCACAAAGAUCAAUUAAUAAUCAUAUUUUUUAAUACACAAACUACUUUAGCAAAGCCUUUGUAAGACCUGAAAAGUUUCCCAGCAUGUCUUUGCAUUAAAUUCUAAUACUAAUUUGUGAAAUCUACGAGCGCAGGAGCAACCAUGAACUUUUUAAAGGUACUUGAAAACAAAUCCUAUCAAAUUGUUUGAUAUUUAGUUUGUCAUUUGUCAUUCAUUAGACAUUGUGACAUUCCCUUUACUUUAUAUACUGAUUAACAGCAAAAAAACUAUUUCAAAAAAUGUUCAAAGUGGAGAAUAUGAGAGAGGUUCAGUUCAGUUUUACUGUGCAAUGACUGUUGUGCAAGAAAUGACCCUUGAAAGAGAAGCAAACAUUACGUAAAUGGUUUAGAUUAAAGAUUUCCAUUGAAACAUUUCCACAUUCAGCUCUUUUCCUAUAAAGAAUAUAUUGAUGUUAUAUUUUUAAAUAUUGUUCCUAUUUCCGUUAAAGGCUCCACUUGUGGUUGUUUCAGACUACAGGUUGUUGUCUACCUGAAAUCAUUCAGAAAGUUAUGUGUGAAUGUGUGAAUGCUAAUGAUUUUGAGUGAUGCAUUAAACAUUUAAUAUGA
Molecule: messenger RNA, 2911 nt
Organism: Dicentrarchus labrax (European seabass)
Lineage: Eukaryota; Metazoa; Chordata; Actinopteri; Moronidae
Gene: mfsd8
Product: major facilitator superfamily domain containing 8
Exons: 12
Coding region: 360-1886 (508 amino acids)
Biological process (GO): transmembrane transport
Cellular component (GO): lysosomal membrane
Molecular function (GO): transmembrane transporter activity
Source: RefSeq, a predicted model, not a curated record